This is a messenger RNA of Canariomyces notabilis, 1218 nucleotides long. Its product is annotated as glycoside hydrolase family 27 protein. The coding region runs from base 1 to 1218 and encodes 405 amino acids. The transcript has 5 exons. Lineage: Eukaryota; Fungi; Ascomycota; Sordariomycetes; Sordariales; Chaetomiaceae. Gene Ontology annotation, cellular component: cytoplasm. Gene Ontology annotation, biological process: oligosaccharide metabolic process; glycoside catabolic process. Gene Ontology annotation, molecular function: alpha-galactosidase activity. The record is from RefSeq and is a predicted model, not a curated record.
AUGGAGUCUUGGAAAGCCGCUCUCGUGUUCGGGCUAGCUCUUUUGGACGUAGUGUCCGCGUUGAACGAUGGCGUCGGGCUGACGCCGCAUAUGGGAUGGAGCAGCUGGAAUGUUGCACAAUGCAAUGCUGCAUCUGCCAGAUACGCACUCGACACAGCAGACAAGUUCAUCGCGCUCGGCCUCAAGGAUCUCGGAUACGAGUACAUCAACAUCGAUGACUGUUGGUCUACCAUGAACCGUGAUAGCAGUGGAAAGCUCGUGGCCGACCCGCAGAAGUGGCCCAACGGAAUCAAGGCUGUUGCCGACCAAAUCCACGCCAAGGGGCUGAAGUUCGGCCUCUACGGGUGUGCCGGCGUCAAGACUUGUGCUGGAUACCCUGGCAGUGAGGGCCGUGAGAAGUCUGACGUUGCUCAGCUUGUCGAAUGGGGCGUUGAUUUUUGGAAAUAUGACAACUGCUACACCCCGUGCCAGCAGAAUCCGCGCCCCCAGACUUGCCAGAACCCCAUCGGCAACACCAAGCAAUACUACGCCCCCAUGCGCGAUGCCCUCCUUGCCGCCUCCAACCAGCGCAAGAUCCACUUCAACCUCUGCAACUGGGGUCGCGACAGCGUCUGGACCUGGGGCGCCACCUACGGACACUCCUGGCGCAUGUCCGUAGAUAACUGGGGAGACUGGGCCUCCAUCGAGCGCAUUGGCUCCGCGGCCGCCGACAUCUACCAGUACUCGGGCCCCGGCGGCUUCAACGACCUCGACAUGCUCUACCUCGGCUCCUCCAAGAUCAAUGCCAACCAGGAGAAGCUUCACUUUGCCUUGUGGGCCAUCGCCAAGUCCCCUCUUGUUCUCGGCCUCGAUCUCAACACGAUUUCCAACCACACCCUCACCAUCAUCCGCAACAAGGGGCUUAUCGACAUCAACCAAGACCCCCUGGGUAAAGCUGCCACGACGUUCCGUCCUCCUGGAGCUCCGGCACCGGUCAAAGGGAAGAUCUACCCCUACUGGGCAGGACCCUUGUCCGAUGGAGUGGUGAUUGGCCUUGCCGCGGGGACCCAGGCAGGGAAAUAUGCAGUCGAGUUCAAGGAUGUGCCGGGGCUGAAGGGGCAGACAGUGUACGAGUGGAAGGAGAUGUACACCGGGCAGAGCGGGAGGGGCACGGGUGUUAGUUUUGACAUUGCGUUGCAUGAUAUGAGGGUCGUGAAGGUUUUGGUUUCAGCGGCUUAA